AUGUGCCGACAAGUCCAACCACUUAUCCAAACAGAAGCUAGACAGGCGCUCCGCCAUUUUCCCGAGCAGCGUCCGCACGACUCCGGUUCACCUAUCAAUAGCGUGCGGCGUAAUUUCGCCGAGAUUGCCGUUCACCGUCGUCGUGGAGCUUUUUACAGCGGCGGAUGCUCUUUAGGUCCCGAGUUCCUUGCCGCUGACGCGGCCGUUUGCGCCACUUUCGCGGCCGGCCGA
This is a messenger RNA of Iphiclides podalirius (scarce swallowtail), 231 nucleotides long. Lineage: Eukaryota; Metazoa; Arthropoda; Insecta; Lepidoptera; Papilionidae. The record is from the annotation of a GenBank genome assembly.